This is a messenger RNA of Aspergillus fischeri NRRL 181, 294 nucleotides long. RefSeq lists its product as uncharacterized. The transcript has 2 exons. NCBI's taxonomy places the organism in Eukaryota, Fungi, Ascomycota, Eurotiomycetes, Eurotiales, Aspergillaceae. The coding region runs from base 1 to 294 and encodes 97 amino acids. The record is from RefSeq and is a predicted model, not a curated record.
AUGGAGGAAGCCAGAGGCCGGCGCACUUCCUGCUUGUGCGUUGGUCAAUCGCCAUGUGGACAAGCAAAAUGUGAUGACCGUGGGAAUAUCGAAGGUCUGGAAAGCGACCUUACGGAACAGAACGGGAAAGACGAGGAGGAAAAAUUCAGCUGGUGGUUCAAGUUCAAGCAAGCCUCCGAGGUGACGCAAAAGCGGUUCAUGAUGCUGGGUAUUUCACGCCGUCAUCGCACAAUCAAAGAAACACAGCCUAAGUACAACAUCUUUCCGGGUGAGACACCAUGUCAACUCUGCUGA